CACAGAUAAGGGGUUUUUCUAUCCGAGAGUCCUGAGAGAGGAAGUGGAGCCCCCGCACUCAAGACAAAGGCCAGGGCUGCAACCAGCCUGCCGAGGCUACAGCCAGAUGCCCUGGAUCAGCGACCACGUGGCGAGGUUAGAUCCCGAAACCUUCUACUUCCAGUUUCACAACCUACUCUAUGCCUAUGGGCGGAACUGCUCCUACAUCUGCUACCGGGUGGAAAGAUGGAAACACCGCUCACCUGUCUCCUUCGACUGGGGGGUCUUUCAUAACCAGGUCUAUGCUGGGACUCACUGCCACAGCGAACGCCGCUUCCUGUCUUGGUUCUGCGCCAAGAAGCUGCGCCCUGACGAGUGUUACCACAUCACCUGGUUCAUGUCGUGGAGCCCCUGCAUGAAGUGCGCGGAGCUGGUGGCGGGCUUCCUGGGGAUGUACCAGAAUGUGACGCUGAGCAUCUUCGCCGCCCGCCUCUACUACUUCCAGAAACCACAGUACAGGAAGGGGCUGCUCGGGUUGAGCGACCAGGGAGCCCAUGUGGAUGUUAUGUCCUACCGAGAAUUCAAAUACUGUUGGAAAAAGUUUGUGUACAGUCAGAGGAGGCCCUUCAGGCCUUGGAAGAAACUGAAGAGAAAUUAUCAGCUGCUGGUUGCAGAGCUUGAGGACAUUCUCGGAAACACAAUGAAUCUGCUAAGAGAAACUCUAUUCAAGCAGCAGUUUGGCAACCAGCCCCGGGUCCCACCACCUUACUACCGGAGGAAGACCUACCUGUGCUACCAGCUGAAGCAGCUUGACGACUUGACGCUUGACAAAGGCUGCUUCCGAAACAAGAAGCAGCGCCAUGCAGAAAUUCGCUUUAUUGACAAGAUCAACUCACUGAAUCUGAACCCGAGCCAGAGCUACAAAAUCAUCUGCUAUACCACAUGGAGCCCUUGCCCGAACUGUGCCAGUGAACUGGUCGAUUUCAUCACCAGGAAUGACCACCUGAACCUGCAGAUCUUUGCCUCCCGCCUGUACUUCCACUGGAUCAAGCCGUUUCGGAGGGGGCUGCAGCAGCUGCAGGAAGCUGGGAUCUCAGUGGCUGUCAUGACCCACACAGAGUUUGAAGACUGCUGGGAACAGUUUGUGGACAACCAGCUGAGGCCCUUCCAGCCCUGGGACAAGCUGGAGCAAUACAGUGCUAGCAUAAGGCGAAGGCUCCAAAGGAUCCUGACAGCCCCGGCUUAGAAAAGAUCUUCAGAGGCUUCAGCAUCAGACUCUCAUCCCCUUUUUCAUGAAGAAGUGACUCAAGAUGACAGAUCCUGGGGCAUCUCAAUGCUUCAUGAACUGCUGACUCUCCGGAUCGAGUAACAAGCUCCACGGGCAUGCCUGACCCUCUCCCAA
Messenger RNA from Budorcas taxicolor (takin), 1381 nucleotides. Its product is annotated as DNA dC->dU-editing enzyme APOBEC-3C-like. Gene Ontology annotation, biological process: defense response to virus; DNA cytosine deamination; cytidine to uridine editing. The record is from RefSeq and is a predicted model, not a curated record. NCBI's taxonomy places the organism in Eukaryota, Metazoa, Chordata, Mammalia, Artiodactyla, Bovidae. The transcript has 8 exons. Gene Ontology annotation, molecular function: cytidine deaminase activity; RNA binding; zinc ion binding. Gene Ontology annotation, cellular component: cytoplasm; P-body; nucleus. Bases 107 to 1225 code for a protein of 372 amino acids.